Messenger RNA from Hemicordylus capensis (graceful crag lizard), 2951 nucleotides. RefSeq names its product N-myc downstream regulated 1 (gene NDRG1). The record is from RefSeq and is a predicted model, not a curated record. Gene Ontology annotation, biological process: signal transduction. Lineage: Eukaryota; Metazoa; Chordata; Lepidosauria; Squamata; Cordylidae. The transcript has 16 exons. Gene Ontology annotation, cellular component: cytoplasm. The coding region runs from base 252 to 1460 and encodes 402 amino acids.
GCGCGCGCUCAGACAUCAACAAAGCUUUGGGGGCCGCGUGUUGGGUGGGUUGCCUGGGCGCGCGGCUCUCUUGCUGCGGGGUGACUGUUGGGAGGAAGCGGUCAGAGGCGCUCCUUAAGGAGCGGGGCGUCUCUUUCUGGAGGGGUGAAGACCUGUCAGCUUCAUCCGUCUCCAUUUUGGUGUCUGCCUGUUGUUGCUGCUGCUGCUAACGUUUGGAGGGCUCCUUCUCGCCCAGGUACCAGCUACUGACAAUGUCGGCAGAAACCCACGACUCUCAUGUGGCAGAGGUGAAACCGUUAGUAGAUAGAGAUGAGGUGAUCUCACGUCUUCUGCCUGACGUUGAUGUUGAAGAACAAGAUGUUGAGACGGUGCAUGGUUCGGUCCAUGUCACCAUGUGUGGGACUCCAAGAGGAAACAGACCUGCCAUUCUAACAUACCAUGAUAUUGGACUGAAUCAUAAAACCUGUUUCAACCCCCUCUAUAAUUAUGAAGAUAUGCAAGAAAUCACACAUCACUUUGCAGUCUGCCAUGUGGAUGCCCCUGGACAGCAAGAUGGAGCCGCCUCUUUUCCAACAGGAUACAUGUACCCUUCCAUGGAUCAACUGGCUGAAAUGCUCCCUGGAAUUCUAAAACAGUUUGGAUUGAAAAGUGUGAUUGGAAUGGGGACUGGAGCUGGCGCCUACAUCUUAACCAGAUUUGCGCUUAACUAUCCUGACAUGGUGGAAGGGCUUGUUCUUAUCAAUGUCAACCCAUGUGCCGAAGGAUGGAUGGAUUGGGCAGCAACCAAGAUCUCUGGAUGGGCUCAUGCCCUACCUGAUAUGGUAAUCUCACAUCUUUUUGGCAAGGAUGAGAUUCACAACAACCAGGAUUUGAUCCAAACGUAUCGCCAGCACAUCAUGAAUGAUAUGAAUCAAAACAAUCUGCAUCUUUUUGUCAACUCCUACAACAGCCGAAGAGAUCUAGACAUUGAGCGUCCUGCACCUGGAUCACAAGUUGUUACCCUACAGUGCCCUGCACUCUUAGUGGUUGGAGACAGCUCUCCUGCAGUUGAUGCUGUGGUUGACUGCAAUGCUAAACUUGACCCAACAAAGACCACGCUCCUAAAGAUGGCAGACUGUGGUGGUCUUCCUCAGGUUUCCCAGCCUGCAAAGCUUGCUGAAGCUUUCAAAUACUUUAUACAGGGAAUGGGAUACAUGCCUUCUGCAAGUAUGACCAGGCUAAUGAGAUCCCGCACAGCAUCCGGUUCCAGUACCGCAUCCCUUGAAGGAGUCCGGAGCAGGACCCACACUGGUGAAGCUGCCCGGAGCCGAUCCCACACCGGCGAGGGGGUCAGAAGUCGGACCCAUACCGGUGAUGCCUCCCGGAAUCGUGCUCACACAGACACCCACAUUGAGCUCACUCCUAACUCCUCAAACAAUGCUGAGCAACCGAGUCCCAAAUCCAUGGAGGUUUCCUGUUAAAUGAAAAGGGUUUGAAUUGGAAUUGAGAUCCAACAGGCACCCACUGUGUAUCACAAUAUUUGAUAUUUAACCUGAAGUGUUUACUGUAACACAUCACUCUCUUCCCCACCAGCAUUCGACAGGGACCAAUAAACCAAACAUCUCGAUUGCUCUGUUUUCCUAGCAGAGAUUGCUGCUAUUCUUUUAUCCAAUUAAUCUUAGAUUCUUUGAAACUUGUCCAGUAGUAAAGCUAACAGCAUUUGUGAGCGCCAAGAUUGAAACUUAAACCUACUGAGAGUCUUGCUGAGAAAAUAUUUGAAGUAAAUAUUCUGCCUCCUGCCUCUUUUGACACUUUAUUAAAACAUGCCCCAUUUGAGUGAGAUUUGCUUUGGGUAAAGCAAUGCAUGAUGGGAGGCUUUUUAAAAAGUUGCAGCCUCAUGUUGAAGCUGGAAUUACUCAAAACUGUACAUAUUUAAAUAAUCAAAUGGUAUUGUGCAUUUUGGCCUUUUGAGUAGUGUUUAAGGCCGGUUUUCUUAUGUUAAUAUGUGAUUUAAAUAGGGGACCUAAUGCAACUUUCACGUAAACGAAAUCUUUACGCCUCAAUUUGAUGUCUGAAGCUUAGUUGCAGUGUUCCCCCUUCUAGAACUUCUAUUGCUUAACCAAGUAAAGGCAAAGUUCAAAUCGCUAUAAAAAGUAUACUAGCAUUCAGUCUUCGGUCUUGCAUCUCAUUGGGCAUUUGGAGGUCGCAAAGUGACUUUUCAGAGUUGUACCACUCAGGGUGAUUGUGCCUGGCUGGCAAGGAGGAGUGGCGGAUGUGGCCUCUCAGUUUCUCUGCAAGUUGUCUUCUCUGGUCUCUGCUGGCCGAAAGUGUUUUUGGCAAUUGUGCACAUACAGGGUUCUCUAACCAAAUCCAGCAGAAAAUUGUCUUAGAAGGUGGAAAUGUACUGUAUAUUCAACUACCAUGCGGAUCAGGCCCUAAUAAUUCAUGAUUAGGCCUGGUAUGGGAUAAGCACGUUCCCCAAUGUUUGAGGGAAAGAGAUGCAAAACUAGGCUGAAGAUAUAAAUGACUAUAAAUGUAAAGGCACACAUUGAUUCUGCAACUUAAAGCUAUCCUCCUGAUGUAUGCUGAGCCAUAUUUUGGGAAGCAGUGGGCAACCCAACAGAUUUCCAGCAUCGAUAGGAAUGUAACUUUUACAGGGGGUUUUUUGGCCGCUGGCUUUUUAUCUAUUUGCUACAUCACAAUUCUUAAUAUAGCUAAUGAUUUUCAGAUAUUGAGGAUUUAAAGCAUCGUAUCUCAAUGCCUGAAUAUCUUUGGUAGUUCAAGAGAACUGAACUCUAAUGUAGGUUAAUCACCUUUUUUUUAAAAAAAAAUUGACAACUUGAGUUUCCCGGGUGGUUUGUAGGGAGGAACAGAAGAUUGUAAUUGAGAGGUUGGACUUGUCUAUUUGGGGAAAGUUUAUUAAUGAAUUAUUUGUAUUUAUUUCAAAGAAAAAAUAAAUUUGUAACUUUGCA